UCUGGGUUUCUAGAUGCUUUUACAGAGUAAUGUCCACUAGCAGUAGUAAGACUUAACAUUCUGUGGUUCAGACAUCCUGGCUUGCUUUCAGGCAUACUCUGGUGCCCGCUUCACAGCUGAAGCAACUACUGGGAGAAUGAUUGUGGCUUUACCAGCCUUUUAAAAUGCCACAAGUGGUUGUUGCCAGCUAUCACCUGCACCUUCUCAUUUCUUGGCUUAUCCACCUGUGUGCCACAGUGUGAACGUAUGUGAGCCUGGUGUGCAUUUGACUGGAAGUUUUGCAUCUAAAUCUACUUCUGAGAUCCCAGCUCAGACGUUGGCAGCAGUGCUAGCAUCUGUGUCUUGAAUGAUGUUUUUUGCAACCUUUGUCUUCAGUGAUUGUUUUCCGGCCUCAGUAAUGAAAAGCUUUGCAAAAAUAAUUCUGAGAUUUUUUUUUUUCCUGGACUUGUCAACCUAUGCCAUAAACUUUCAUAUGCGGCGUCCUUAUGGGCCACUUUGUACUUUUUUCCAUGGACCUUAUUAACAGCCCUGUAGGACAGACACUUCUGUUAAUCAUCCUCUUGAGGUGGUAACCAGUAUGAAAUCCUGCUCUGUUUCCCAUGCUAGUGCUAACUCUGCAGUGGAAGCAGGUGUUCAAACUACUAAAAACAACGCAAAACAAAAAAAAAACCCAACAGUGUGAAACUUUGUUUUUCAGGGGGGCAUUUGGAUCUCUGAACAGCUCAGAGACUACUAAGGAGAUAUACUUCCUCCAGGGAUCUUUUAUCAUAAAAGCAGCUUAAGUGACUCAUUCUUUCCCUGAGGAUAUUCUUAAAACAACUCCACUCAUUUUGUCUUCUAGCGGUCAGAAACAGUACUUAUUUUGUGCUGUCUUUCAGGAAAAAAAAAAAAAAACAACAACCCAAAACAAGCAUCUUUUGAAAAAAGUUAAUGGCCAUAUUUCCAGGAGGAUCUGGACUACAUUUAAUAUUAAAGGUUUGCACAGCUCGCUAAUGCAGGGGCUGACUGGCACUCUAUGUUUGCUCAAGCAAGUGCUUCAGCGAAAAAUUCAGCACUAUUUUUAGUUCUCUUACAACAAACCACUUGAUUGUAAGGCCUGGGGAACUGUGACAUUGUGAUUUCGAGGGGUCUGCUGGAAAAGGCAGGAGGACAAGAGACGGCAGCCUGCUAGCUACAACAAGGACUCCCAACUGAUGCAGAGAAACACACAUCACGAGGAGCCUUUUCUGGGAUUUUACAGGAUCUUGGGCAAGUUAGCAAAUGACAACAGCAAAACAGAAGUAAGUUUCCCGAAGCAAGGGCAUUCUGCUUUUGAAGAAGCACAGCCGUUUCGGUGCCUGGGAGGAGACCGAGAGCGGAUGACAGCUAAUCAUGAGACAUACCUUCUUAUGGCGAGCACGCAGAAUGACAUGGAGGAUUGGGUGAAAUCUAUUCGCAGGGUUAUAUGGGCGCCAUUUGGAGGAGGUAUUUUUGGCCAGAAGCUGGAAGAUACUGUCCGAUAUGAAAAGCGAUAUGGGAACCGCCUGGCUCCUAUGUUGGUGGAACAGUGUGUGGAUUUUAUUCGACAGCGGGGGCUAAAGGAAGAAGGCCUUUUCCGACUGCCUGGGCAGGCUAAUCUUGUCAAGGAGUUACAGGAUGCAUUUGACUGUGGAGAGAAGCCUUCUUUUGACAGCAAUACAGAUGUGCACACGGUAGCAUCAUUGCUUAAGCUAUACCUAAGGGAACUCCCAGAACCAGUCAUACCAUAUGCAAAAUAUGAAGAUUUUCUUUCCUGUGCCAAAAUGCUCAGCAAGGAGGAAGAAAUGGGCCUGAAAGAACUGGUGAAGCAAGUGAAGAGCCUGCCAGCUGUCAAUUACAAUCUGCUGAAAUAUAUCUGUAGAUUCCUUGAUGAAGUCCAGUCUUAUUCAGGCAUAAACAAAAUGAGUGUGCAAAAUCUGGCUACCGUUUUUGGCCCCAACAUCCUUCGCCCCAAAGUGGAAGAUCCUCUGACUAUCAUGGAGGGUACAGUAGUAGUCCAGCAGCUCAUGUCAGUGAUGAUUAGCAAACACGAAGAGCUGUUUCCCAAGGAUGCAGACCCUCAGAUGGGACCCGACGUAUGCAACAACAACAAUGAAAUGCCAAAGAAAGCGAUUGCAGGGCAGCUACAGAACAAAGAGAACAACAACACCAAGGAGACAGCAAUGAGGCGCUGCUCUUGGGACAAACCUGAGUCUCCCCAAAGGGGAAGUAUGGACAAUGAGUCUCCGACUGCUCUGCCAGGCAGCAAGACAAAUAGCCCCAGGAACAGCAUCCAGAAACUAGAUGUCACCAGAAGCCCACCACUCAUGGUGAAAAAAAAUCCUGCUUUUAAUAAAGGUAGUGGCAUAGUCACCAACGGGUCCUUCAGCAGUUCUGUAGAGGGCCCUGAGAAGAGCCAGACCUUACCAAACUGUACCCUGCAAACUAGGAGAACAUCGUCCCUGAAAGGACCAGUGACUAAGAUGGGCACACACAGCGUGCAGAAUGGAGGUGUGCGGAUGGGUGUUUCUAGCACAGAUGGGCAUAGCAACACUCUCAACAGCCGCACCCCAGGCUGGGUGCCCAAUGGCUACGUCACGCUGAGGGACAACAAACAGAAAGAACUAGUGAGUGAGUCAGGCCAGCACAACAGGCUUUCCACCUAUGACAAUGUCCACCAGCAGUUCUCUGUGGUGAACUCUGAUGACAAACAGAGUGUGGACAGUGCCACCUGGUCAACAUCCUCUUGUGAAAUAUCCCUCCCUGAGCAGUCCAACUCCUGUCGUUCAUCUACCACCACCUGCCCUGAGCAGGACUUUUAUGCGGGUAACUUUGAAGACUCUGUGCUGGAUGGACCACCACAUGAAGACCUCUCUAACCCCGGUGACUAUGAGAACAAAAGUGACAGAAGGAGUGUGGGGGGCCACAGCAGCCGAGCCACCAGCAGCAGCGAUAACAGUGAAACGUUUGUUGCCAACAGUACUAACAAUCACAGUGCUUUGCACAGCCUGGUGUCCAGCUUGAAGCAAGAGAUGGCCAAGCAAAAACUAGAGUAUGAGACAAGGAUAAAAAGCUUGGAGCAGAGAAAUCUCACCCUGGAGACGGAAAUGAUGGCCCUGCAUGAAGAACUGGAUCAAGAGCGGAAGAAGUUCACAAUGGUAGAAAUCAAAAUGCGUAAUGCAGAACGGGCCAAGGAAGAUGCAGAGAAGAGGAAUGAUAUGUUGCAGAAGGAAAUGGAGCAGUUUUUCUCCACUUUUGGAGAACUAACAGUGGAGUCUCGCAGACCAGAAAGAGGCAAUACCAUCUGGAUCCAGUGAGCAUUGGAAGCGUAGACUGUGGGACUUUGGGGAAGGGCUUGGGGGUAUUAUACUGUAUCAGGUGGCUGGUCACCUGUCUGAGGCUAGUACUCAACAUAAUGUUAUAAACCCUUGAAGGAAGAAAUCAUACAGACAUUAACCACUCAUAUCUACAGUGUGUACUUAUCAAGUUUUACUCCUUGAAUGCUUCAUGAGACUACUGUCAAGUGUUACAACUGGAUACGUGUAUAUAAAUUUUAAAAAAAAAAAUCACCUUAGAGAGCAAGAGAUGUAUCUCAAGAAAUAUUUUAAUGCAAGUCUUGUAUUUAAACUGGUAAAUUGAAAUGUUGUUGCAAUCAAGCUUUAUAUCAAGGCUUUUCUCCCUUGCACUUAACAUAAUAAGCUAUUUUUGGCAUUGUGUUACCAUCAGCUUAUUUUGUAUAUCAAAUGUUUUUUGGUUUUGUUUUUGUUACCCCUCUUGCUGGGGACUGAAGAUAAACAGAUAUGUUAAGGUA
Messenger RNA from Aquila chrysaetos chrysaetos, 3808 nucleotides. RefSeq names its product Rho GTPase activating protein 24 (gene ARHGAP24). Bases 1194 to 3314 code for a protein of 706 amino acids. Gene Ontology annotation, biological process: negative regulation of Rac protein signal transduction; activation of GTPase activity; negative regulation of ruffle assembly. NCBI's taxonomy places the organism in Eukaryota, Metazoa, Chordata, Aves, Accipitriformes, Accipitridae. The transcript is spliced from 9 exons. The record is from RefSeq and is a predicted model, not a curated record. Gene Ontology annotation, molecular function: GTPase activator activity. Gene Ontology annotation, cellular component: focal adhesion.